Molecule: messenger RNA, 707 nt
Organism: Ceratina calcarata
Lineage: Eukaryota; Metazoa; Arthropoda; Insecta; Hymenoptera; Apidae
Product: peptidoglycan recognition protein-like
Exons: 1
Biological process (GO): innate immune response; peptidoglycan catabolic process
Molecular function (GO): N-acetylmuramoyl-L-alanine amidase activity; zinc ion binding; peptidoglycan binding
Source: RefSeq, a predicted model, not a curated record
UUUUUAAUUAUAGAGGAAAAACCGUCAAAGGUACGUUUUGUUACGAGAGACGAAUGGGGCGCUCAACCAGCUGCUGAGCCAUUGGAACCGCUCAAACUUCCUGUACCGUACGUGAUUAUCAGUCAUACAGUAACCGAUUUUUGCACGACCCAGGCGGAAUGUACGUUUCGUGUCCGGUUCGCGCAAACGUUUCAUAUUGAAUCUAGACACUGGUCAGACAUCGCUUAUAAUUUUCUCGUUGGCGGCGACGGACUUGUAUAUGUUGGCCGCGGUUGGAACUAUGUAGGCGCGCAUUCUUUCGGGUAUAAUAAUAAAAGUAUAGGCAUUUCCUGCAUCGGUACAUUUAACAGUUUAAAACCGUCUAAAACUCAACUGUAUGCUUUGGAAUUGCUUAUUGAAACGGGUGUGGAACUUGGUAAAAUUGCGAAGGAUUAUAAAUUAUUAGGACAUCGGCAAAUUUCGCAGACUUUGAGCCCGGGAGAAGCGUUAUACAGCGAACUCAUCACUUGGCCUCAUUGGUCACUAAAUGUAUGACGAAUUUGUAAUACAAGACCCUUAUUACGGUUGCAAUUUAAGGUGAGACAUUUUAUAGGCAAUAGAAAUGAAUAAAAAGACAUGUUUUCAUAACAACGUUAUUUAGUAAGAAAAUAUAUAAAAUAAUUGCAUAUGUGAAUAUUGUAAUAUAUAUAUGUACACGUGUACGCAUG